Molecule: messenger RNA, 9722 nt
Organism: Cloeon dipterum
Lineage: Eukaryota; Metazoa; Arthropoda; Insecta; Ephemeroptera; Baetidae
Gene: NaCP60E
Product: Na channel protein 60E
Exons: 35
Coding region: 277-6933 (2218 amino acids)
Biological process (GO): neuronal action potential; membrane depolarization during action potential; sodium ion transmembrane transport
Cellular component (GO): voltage-gated sodium channel complex; plasma membrane
Molecular function (GO): voltage-gated sodium channel activity
Source: RefSeq, a predicted model, not a curated record
AGGCGGCCGUCAGUACUGGAGAGGAGGGAGCCUAGGUCGGAGCAUGCUGCACCGGCGUCGAUACCAAGUGGGCUUUGGUGCUGGUGGCGUUUUGGCGCGGCGGCACGCGGCGGCCUGACUCACGUGAGAGCGCGCCGCCCGUCCGUCCGUGUCCAGCCGGCCGACGAGAGUGCGUGCGAAAAGCGAGCAAAAUGGUGCAGUGCUUAAGCAAUAGCAGCAGCAGCAGUAGCAGCAGCAGCAGGUGGUGAGUGGCUGCAGCCGCCCCCGGACAGCAGCAUGCAGCCGCCUCCGCCGCCUCCACCGCGCCACCUAUUCUCCAGCCCCACCCAGCCCAACUUGGGCGAGCCGGAGGCCGUGGUCGUGUCGCCGGACCGCAGCUCGGCGUCCGGCUUCUCCGCGGGGGGCGCCCGGACGCCGCUGUCCAACAGGGGCUCCACCAGGCUGACCAAGCAACACGUCAAGCCCUUCACCAGGGAUUCCCUGGAACGGCUCGAGAGCAAGACGGUGCAGUUGGUGCGCGAGUACGGCUUCCAGCCGCGCCGCAAGGUCAGCGUCGAGGACGGCUCCGUGCUGCCCUACAAAUUCGAGCCCUUCCCCAGCCCACUCUACGGCAGGCCCCUCGAGGAGAUCGACAACUUCAUCUACGAUGAGACUUUCUGCGUGGUGUCGAAACGCUUUCGGAAGAACUACAUCCACCGCUUCACCGCCACCAACUCUUUUUUUAUAUUUUCACCGUGGAACCGUUGGAGGCGAGCUUGUGUUUUUGUAUCGACAAACCAGUAUUUUGAUUACAUUGUGAUGGCCACUAUACUGCUCAACUGCGUCUUCCUCGCCAUGACCGAACCUAUGGAGGAGGCAGAGUACUUCUUCUUGGUUAUAUACAGUUUUGAAAUGGUUAUAAAGUCGGUGGCAAAAGGCUUCAUUCUAAACAAAUACACCUACCUUCGGAACCCGUGGAAUUGGUUGGACUUUGUUGUUAUUACGUCGGGGUACGCAACUAUCGGCAAAGCGAGUGGAAAUUUGGCCGGUCUGCGUACCUUUCGUGUGCUUCGUGCCCUCAAGACAGUGUCAAUUAUGCCCGGUUUAAAAACUAUCAUUAACGCACUGCUGCAUUCCUUCCGCCAGUUGGCAGAGGUCAUGACGCUAACCAUCUUCUGUCUGAUGGUGUUUGCGUUGUUCGCACUUCAAGUGUACAUGGGAGAGUUGCGCAACAAAUGCAUCGAGAAAAUGGACAACAACGAUACGUUUUCAGACCCUGACUUCAGCAAUUUCACCAAAGCCGACUGGCAAGCGUGGAAAAACGCAACGUAUUCAGCAUGGUAUGCCUGGCACAGCGACAGAUCGCACUGGGCCUUGAAUGACGACGACAAACCGGUGCUCUGCGGAAACGUGACAGGGGCGAGGCACUGCGAGAGUCUCAAGAAAAACGCGACGGACAAAGAAUACGUGUGCAUCCAGUUCGGCGAAAAUCCCAACUUUGGCUUCACCAGUUUCGACAAUUUUUUGUGGUCCAUGCUGACCACCUUCCAGCUAAUUACACUCGACUACUGGGAAGAUGUCUACAAUAAGGUGUUAGCGACGUGUGGCCCCAUCAGCGUGACGUUUUUUACAGUCGUUGUUUUCUUUGGUUCAUUUUACUUGAUCAAUUUGAUGUUGGCUGUCGUGGCGCUGAGCUACGAAGAGGAAGCUGAAAUCACACAAGAGGAACGGAGGAAAGAACUACCCGACCACCGUGAUGACUCGACAUUCAGCUUCGAUCCGUCAAACCUGGACGUAAAAACACUGGAGAAGGACACGCAGAAGCGCAAAAUCGACUCGCGCAAGGGCAUCCUGCUGUCCUCGUACACGAAGAAAAAGAAAACGCGCAAGCGGAAGAAGAACCAAAAGAAGGACGAGGCCAACAAGAACGACUCGUCGAGGUGUUCGAGCCCAAAGGAGAGUUUAGCGCAGCGGGGCAGCGAGCAGCUCGAGCCGUGCAGCACCCCGCAGAGGCCGACGGCGCUGCAACUUCCCAGCCCGGUGGUGAUGCCGAGGCAUCCCUCGCCGCACAAGCCGCCGCCACCCCCUCCACCCAUGCCGCCGCAUUCCGCAGCCCCCAAGUUCAAGGAAGCGGUCAACUCGGAGGCCAGGGUCACGGAACAUCUCCACCCAAACGCAGUCGCCACGUACGGGGCGGUGCUUAAAGAACUGCGGACCGUGCUGCCGGCCAAAACCGCCGUUCAGCAGCCUCAGCCUCAGCAGCAGCAGCCGUCGGCCGGAAAUGAGCUGUCAGUGUGCUCGAGAGCUCGCCUCAAAAAGCCCGGAAGCAACAGUGACAGCAAUAACCCCGAGUCCUCUCUUGAUGAUUCAGGGGUGGUCGACGACCACGAAGGGGGCGACAUCACCUCCGAGGAGGCGCCCGCCCAGCUGGCCGUCAAACAUCAGCGGCUGGCCGCCUACACCAUUGUCAAGAGCGAGUGCGGUGCCAAGGAGACCAUCAUCUGCAACGGGGUCAGUCCUGCCCAGCUGGACGAGGGCUCCCUCUACGGUCUCAGCCGACCGGAUUAUGUCAUGGUUGUUCACGACAAUCUGCAGGACAGGAACUGCGCCAAGUGCGAGCAGUGUUGUUUGAACUACCAUGGCUGGCUUAGGUUUCAGAACUGCCUGUACAACAUCGUGCACGACCCCUUGUUUGACCUGCUAAUUACGUUGUGCAUUGUGCUCAACACCCUGUUCCUGGCCCUCGAGCACCACGGCAUGAGCGAGUCCGUCAAAGCGGUGCUCGACAUCGGCAACAGGGUUUUCACAUCGAUAUUUACACUGGAGUGCAUCCUAAAGCUGAUGGCAAUGAGCAAGGACUACUUCAGCUGCGGAUGGAACAUUUUCGACCUGAUCGUCGUGUCAGCUAGCAUGCUUGACCUGGCCUUCGAGCUGAUAGAGAGCAUUUCUGUUCUGCGCGGCCUGCGACUGUUGCGAGUCCUCAAGCUGGCGCAAUCGUGGACGACGAUGAAAGUUUUGCUCUCGAUCAUCAUCUCGACGCUCGGCGCGCUCGGAAACUUGACGUUCGUGCUGGUCAUCGUCAUUUACAUUUUCGCCGUGAUCGGAAUGCAACUGUUUUCCAAUAAGUACACGUCAGAAAUCUUUGAAGACGAAAUACCAAGGUGGAACUUCAUAGACUUUUUCCACUCUUUCAUGAUGAUUUUUCGCAUCCUCUGCGGAGAGUGGAUCGAGCCCCUGUGGGACUGCAUGCGUGCGAAUGAAAAGGAGGGCACGGGUCCUUGUUUCUUGAUUUUCCUGCCAGCGCUCGUGAUGGGCAACUUCAUGGUGCUCAACUUGUUCUUGGCCUUGUUGCUCAACAGCUUCAACUCAGAGGAAUUGAAGAAUAAAAAGGAGAUGAAGAUACUAGAAAAUUUUUUACAUCAAUCUCAUAAAAUAAACGUAAAGCAAGAGGAAGUGGGCGACGACUCAAAGCUGGCGCGGAGCUUCGAGCGGGUCAAGUCGCUGUUCCAGCGGCGCACCCGCAACCAGGACAUGCAGUGCUCCGUCACGAUGGCCGUGACGGCCGCCUCGCCGGCCUCGGUGCCGGCUGAGCUGGUGAACAGAAACCAGGCGGACUACCCGGACGGUGGCCUCUUGCUCGAGCAACAGGAGAUAAAAAAGUUCAAAUACGGGCAGCUCAGCCAGCAGGACAGUAAAGCGACAGAUUCAAACACGGAGGAGGGCAUCGAAAUGGACGAAAUCAAGAUCAGAGUUCGACAUCAGGAGUCGGCGGGCGAAGCUUCCGGCACCGAGGACGAGAGCAAGUCGUUAGACGAGAAAAGUGAGCGUCUCUCACAACUUCGCUCGUUGCCUGGCAGACAACCAUGGCAUUCGGUAGUUUCUUACGUCGAUGAACUUACAGUUGGCGGGCGCAGAGACUCAAAAGGUCACUACACUGAUGGCCUGGGCAAGUUCCCGGGCAUCGGUCGCAACAAGCAGGAAAAGAUCCCGCAGCCAUGCUUUCCGAUCAACUGGUACUCUCGGUCGGCGUGUUGCAACCGACUGCACGAGACUCGCAUUGGACAGCAGUGCUUCGCCAUCCGCAAGUCAGUUCUCCAGGUGGUCGACACGCCCGCCUUCGAAUGGAUCGUCCUCAUCAUGAUCUUUGCGUCCAGCGUCACCCUCUGCUUCGAAGACAUUCACCUUGACGAGAACCCCAUACUGAAGAAGGUCCUUUACUGGACCAACCUCAGCUUCUGCGUCCUCUUUAUCAUCGAGAUGCUGCUCAAGUGGAUCGCCCUUGGCUUCUGGCGAUAUUUUACCAGCUUCUGGACUGUCCUCGAUUUUAUAAUUGUCUUCGUGUCAGUAUUCAGUUUGGCUAUCGAGGAAAAUGAAAAUCUUAAAGUCUUGCGAUCGCUGAGGACGUUGAGAGCGUUAAGACCAUUGAGAGCCAUUUCUAGGUGGCAAGGAAUGAGGAUCGUGGUGAACGCACUGAUGUACGCCAUACCGUCCAUCUUCAACGUCUUGCUGGUCUGUCUCGUCUUCUGGCUCAUUUUCUCCAUCAUGGGAGUCCAGUUUUUUGGUGGCAAGUUCUAUAAAUGCUAUGAUCGCAACGGCACCAAAGUUAACAUCACCAUCGUCAACAAUAGAUCCGAUUGCGAACGUCUCGAAGGGCAUACGUGGAACAACUCGAAGAUUAAUUUCGACAACGUUGGUCAGGGCUAUCUGGCGCUAUUCCAAGUGGCGACUUUCGAGGGCUGGAUGGAGGUGAUGGAGGACGCCGUCGACGCGCGAGGAGUCGACCUGCAGCCGGAACGGGAGGCCAACAUCUACGCCUACUUGUACUUUGUCAUCUUCAUUGUGUGCGGCUCGUUUUUCACGCUCAAUCUCUUCAUCGGAGUAAUCAUCGACAAUUUCAACAUGCUGAAGAAGAAGUACGAGGGUGGAGUGCUGGAGAUGUUCUUGACGGAGAGUCAGAAGCACUACUACACGGCGAUGAAGAAGCUGGGCAGGAAGAAGCCGCAGAAAGUGAUAAAGAGGCCGAGGAACCAGUUUUUGGCCCUCUUUUACGACCUUUCCAACUCAAGACGUUUUGAGAUCGCAAUAUUCGUGUUGAUAUUUCUGAACAUGCUUUCCAUGGGCAUUGAGCACUACAACCAGUCGACACCAGUACGUUUUGUCCUGGAAGUGAGCAACGCCUUUUUCACUACAGUCUUUGGCCUUGAGGCCAUUGUGAAAAUAAUUGGUUUGCGAUACCACUACUUCACGGUGCCAUGGAAUUUGUUUGAUUUCAUUUUGGUUAUGGCCUCGAUUUUGGGCAUUGUCAUGGAAGACAUGAUGGUGGAUUUGCCUGUGUCACCCACGCUCCUUAGAGUAGUCAGAGUCUUCCGCAUCGGUCGAAUCCUUCGACUUAUUAAGGCUGCCAAGGGCAUUCGCAAACUGCUGUUUGCCCUGGUCGUAUCUCUUCCGGCCCUGUUCAAUAUUGGAGCGCUGCUGGCGCUGAUUACCUUCAUUUACGCCAUCAUCGGAAUGUCGCUGUUUGGCCACGUCAAGCAAGUUAACGCCCUUGACGACAUGGUCAACUUCACCACUUUCGGCCGCAGCAUGCAACUGCUAUUUCGGCUGAUGACUUCCGCUGGUUGGAAUGACGUGCUGGACUCGUUGAUGAUUCAGCCGGAUGACUGCGACCCCAACAAAAACAAUCUGCCAAAUGGAGACUGCGGCCAACCCUUCCUUGCCAUCACUUACUUUGUCAGCUUCAUCAUAAUAAACUAUAUGAUUGUGAUCAACAUGUACAUCGCCAUUAUUUUGGAGAACUUCAACCAAGCGCACCAAGAGGAAGAAAUCGGAAUCGUGGAGGACGAUUUGGAAAUGUUUUACAUUAGAUGGUCAAAAUACGACCCGCACGCAACCCAAUUCAUUGGGUUCUCGCAAUUGUCAGACUUCAUUUCUAGUCUGGAUCCUCCUCUUGGGAUUCAAAAACCAAACAACGUGGCUCUCGUCAGCUUCAAUCUACCCAUCGCAAGGGGGGACAAAAUUCACUGUCUAGAUAUUUUGCACGCGUUGGUCAAACACGUGUUGGGCCACGUUGAAGAGACUGAUGACUUCAGAAAACUUCGUGAACAAAUGGACAUCAAGUUCAAGAAGCAGUUCCCUACGAGAAAGGAACUGGAAAUAAUUUCGUCAACCCGCAUGUGGAAGAGGCGAGACAAGGCCGCCAAAGUGAUCCAGCGGGCAUGGCGCCGAUACAAAAGAGGGGAUGAGGAAGUGGUUAAACGGAAAGUUUCCAGUAAACGCCGCCCAUCCUUUCGAUUAUCAUUUAGGAGACACUCAAAACAAGGGCGUCACCAAGACAAGGAGAAGGAGGGCGUAGAGCUGGAAGACGGCGAAACGCAGACGUCCAGUCCGAGUGGCAACCAGCUCGGCUGGAAGGGCUUUUCCAACUUUUUGAACAUCCGGCGCAACUCGAGCUCAUAUGUGGGCUCGCGGAAGUCCUCGCGGGCCUCGGAUGCCGGCUCCUCAGUCAGUGACGUCAACGAAAAUUCUCCCUGGCUAGGUCUUCCCCUACCAUCACAGGCCAUUUUAAUGGGCGCUCGGCAACUGAUCGACGCAACGUCGGCAGGUACGCCCGGCAUCCCGGCGGUGAUCAUUAUCGGCGACGACACGCCGUCGGUGCCGACAACAGACACGGGCCUCGACGAGCCCGACGACGACCCCCUGGAAAACUUUCGCUUCUCGGUGGGUGACCUGGACCCCGACGAGCUGGCGGCCACGGCGGCGGCCAACGCCGGCUUUCUGCACCCACUGCACCACUCCAGCGACGCGUGGCACGUCUUCAGCCAGCGCGUGUGCGACUCGGACGGCGAGGACGAUUACUCGUGGACGCACCCGCUGGCGCAGAGUCCGCCCGAGGACGAGUCGCCCGUGCGGGUGCACGCCGACGUGCACCGGCCACACCGCAACGAGAAGAGCUGAUGAGGUUGCAAAAAUUCGGACACGUAAUCGACUUGCUGUGAGACGACGAACACUGUUUUUUGAGCAAUUGUCUUUUGGUGACGCGGUAGAUGGAUUCCUGAAUUACAUUGGUUGGUUACAUGACGCAAUACAUUAUAGUUAUAGCGCGUAGUGAGUACUAAUUACGAUAUUAUUACGAGAGGCGUUGUACGCAUGCGAGCGUGAGAAAUCAUAUUGUUGUUGAAUUCAAAAUGGCCUAAUCAAAACAAAAAAAUACAGAGAAGUCAAAAGAUGUGUGUGUAAAAAGUAACAUUAGCGAGAAAAGCUUCACUUUUAACGAUAUAUAUUAAUGCGAUUAUAUACAUUGUAAAUAAAUAUGAUAACUAGUUUAAAAUGAGACGAGAUAACCGUAACUGUAGAGAUCGAGGUACAUAAAAUCUCAUUUGUGAAUUUGGAAAGACUCAUACAAUAAUUAGACAUGUAAUUGAUCAAGAAGAAUUUUUUGAAAUGGAAAAUAUUUGCCACUUAUAUUUCGCUGUGUUUUCUCCCCUUGAUGCGCCUGCUCCGCAGUUUGGAGGAUAUCGUAAAAAUUCCACAGAAGUAAAAAUGGUCAAUUGAAUUAGUUGACAACUCUAAACAAAAAAAAAAUUAUUCUGCUUUGAAUUUAUUAAAAUAAAUAUAUAAAAAUUUCUUGUCGUUAGAAAAUCUAGUUUCUGUAGCGUCCAUGAUGAAAGCACCCCACAAAUUAUUUUGUUCAAGCAAGUUGCGAGCCAUUAUUUUAAAACAAAUCCCGCAGGCUAACACAAUUUUCAUCCGAAAAUCGGAUUCCCUUUGCGUCGCCACCAUUGCCGCCGAAAAUGAAGUUUAUUGAAGCAAUUUCCAGCGAGAGCCAUUUUUCAUAGGCCCGCGUUGCCUGUUUGUUUACGAUUUCUCUCUCGCGAACUGCAGCAUAUUUAAAUGCAGCUUCUCGGGGGGGAAAGAGCGGAUCGGCGGGGUCGGGCUCGUAAAUUUGGCGCCGAAAUCCUCCUCCAGACCAGCGGCAGGCGUAAAUCACCUCGGAAAAAUAUUUUUGCCACACUACUAUCUUCCCCUCCGGCUUCAGAGGACAGUCAGUGGCCUCGACUCGGAUUUCCAAACACUGUGCACAGGGGACACGCGCUAAGCAAAACCAAUUUCGUAAAGAUUUUCGAUGCUGAUAAUUUGUUUCCGCACGCAAUACAUAUUAAAUACUUCCGCCUCGAUUUGACACGCGCGCCUAAACAAUGUUGGAUUCCAUUAACCAGUCUGUACAGUGUAUAAUUGAAUUUGGGAUAUUAAAGACCUCAUCUGGAUGACAUUAUAGAUCCAAAAUCCACGACUGCACCCCUGGAGUUGAGGAAAAGAGGGUUUGCGGGUCCAAAGUGCAGCACGUUUCAAAUUUUUAAACGUAAGGAAUCGAGUCAAUUUGUAGUAGCCACGUUAGGUUAAUUAAUUUCGCUCGGUUUGAAAAUAAAAACUGUCCUUUCCUCAACUCGAUCAAAAGCAAAAAUGGUCAAAAAGAAAAAAGCACGCACAUACACACUAACACCGCAGGACCAGCUGGCCGAAAGUAAUUAUUGCUCUUUUGCCACGUGAUUACGCAAAUCAAAACCGUUUGAUGUGUAUUAAUAAUUUAUGAUGAGGGAAUUAGUGCAGAUUGCGUUUUAAUUAGAACCCUCGGUUUGUAUAACUAUACAUAUGCUCUCUCUUACACUCACACAUAAAUCCCCGUGGUGGUCUGUGAAUAAUUACUUUGGCCAGACUUCCCAGGUCUCACGUGUUUACAUGCUGGCCUACAUAGCAAUUACUGAGCUUGUAGUUGAAGAAAUUAGCCGACGGAAUUUAUGAAAGAAAAACUCACACUCUAAAAUAUAUACCAAAUACAUAUAAUGAUAUAUACUCUGAAUAGAGAGACCUAACGAGAAAAGUAUAUUUAAAACAAAAAAUGCUGGUUAUUUUCUUCGCUCGCUCUCUCUUGACUGUUGACUUUCUUCCUAUACACGUUAUUAUCCGCUCUGACAUUAAUUAGAUUCGUUUCUCUUUGCCUCCGCUGCACAAAACGAACCUACUUUGUAGUAGAUAAUCAAAUCUCUCGCCGGCAUUGCUUUGGAAUCUUUCUUUUAAAAGCGAGUUUUACUAACGUUAAGAGCAGACUCUUAUUCUCUCUUCUUGGCGCACACAACGUGGAAAGUGUAUAAUAAUGCAGGCGCUCGAUUUUCUUCGUGCCGCGGGGUGUUUACCAUUAUGCAAUAAUUUUUCAAGAGAAAAAGAAGUUCCCCUCGAUGGAGGAACGAAAGCGAUGCUGCAAAUGCACAUCGCUUCAGACUCGGUUAUAUUGCGUGAAAAAUAGUGUAAAUUUUUGUAUAAAAAUACGAGAAUUCCAUAGCCCGCGGGCAUUUUUCGAGUUUAAGUGAAUAAGAUGAAGGCUAGAAUAUGAUUCGCUCCGAUCGGAAUUUUGCGAGAAGGAAAUAAAAUUCAUAGAAAAUAAAAUGUAACACAUAACGGCCUGCAGUGCGAAUCUUUGAGAGAAAUAUGAAUAGUCUAUGCGAGACAAAUUGAAUCGAGUGGUCCAAAUUUUUAUACAGAGAUUUAAUGCACGGGGUCAUAGGUAAGUUAAAUACCACAUAUCAUAUAUGAAAAACGGAAGAAAUCAGCAAAAUUCGUUUUAAUACACUUGUAGAGAAAAUAAGGAAAGCAUUUUAGUUAUUGUAGAGCAAUUUCAAAUUUAUACAAGAGAAAAGAUCCCAAGGCUGAGAAAGAAAGAAAAGCGGAUGCUUGAUUUUUAAGCCGGU